Aureococcus anophagefferens is the source of this 415-nucleotide messenger RNA. RefSeq names its product expressed protein. NCBI's taxonomy places the organism in Eukaryota, Pelagophyceae, Pelagomonadales, Pelagomonadaceae. The transcript has a single exon. The record is from RefSeq and is a predicted model, not a curated record. The annotation marks the transcript as partial.
CCGCCACGCGCUCGCGAACGCGGACCCGGAGGACCUGAGGCCGCUGGGCAUCCGCGGCGACGACGUCGACCGCGUGAAGACCAAGGCCGUCCAGGAGCUGCCGGACCUCGAGGACGAGGAGCUCGACGAGAUGCAGCGGGUCGUCGACGAGAAGGACGCGCAGGAACGAGCCGCGGCGGCCUCGGCGUUGAUGAACACGGAGGACGGCGACUUCGAAUUCGACUUCACGGGGUCGGACCCGACGGCGGAGCUCAAGACGGACAAGUCGGGCAUCGAGUACGGGCCCCAGGCGGUGACGCACCUACGCGAGGACAAGGGCCGCGCGCGCGCGAACACGAACAUCCGCGCGCACUACCACCACGCGAACCGCAUGAGCAUGGCCCAGGUCUCGGAGCUGGCGAACGAGUACUCAUAA